Molecule: messenger RNA, 3911 nt
Organism: Caenorhabditis auriculariae
Lineage: Eukaryota; Metazoa; Nematoda; Chromadorea; Rhabditida; Rhabditidae
Source: the annotation of a GenBank genome assembly
AUGGCUAUUUUUUUCUUACUAUUCACCUUGAUUGGUUAGUUUUUCAAAUGUGUACUUUUUAAACUUUUUAUUGUUUUUAGGCCUAUCAGAAGGCCAACAAUUCCUGCCGUUUAGCGAUUUCACCACGUCAUUUGAUGUCGAAUUGAAAAAUGUGGAAAUUGGUAUGAAGUUGUAUGUGAGCUGUAUAUCGUCCAACACUGAACAACUUCAAAAUUAUGUUUUCACCAGUGGAAAGGAAACCAAAACGUUUGUUUUUAUAAGUUUUUAAAAAAAUUUUGGGUCAUCCAAUAACUUCUCAUUUUAUUCUUGGCUUUUCCACUAGACAUUUUCAAGACAUUUUUUAAUUUUCAACUUUUUUUUUCUCUAGAUUUACUAUUAGAACCGCAGCGCGACCGCAACGCAUUGAUUCACUCCAAUCGCCCGAUUUUCAAAAAUUCCAUAGUCUCAAAACUUUUUGUCGUCACUCGCUCAAAAGCCGUAAUCUCAAAAAAAAAUGUUUUCGCAUAUUUUUUAACCAAAACUGAACUUCUACUGGUUUCAGAGGCUAUGAACUUGUACAAAGCUAUCAAGACCAGGCAUCUGGCCUGAAAGCUCCUUGGGUCCUACCUGCGGCUCAAGUUACCGUAUCAAACCGGGAUAAUACGGCAGUUAGCAAUAUGGCUGGUUUCGUCUACAUUUUGAGUGCCGAACAAUCGAAAGGUUGUUUUUUGGAAUCGAUCGUUUUUGGAUUUUUGAAAAGUAGUUCAUUCACCAUGGAUGUUACUGUAUAUCUUAAAAAUUUUUCUCAUCUCCUAUGUCGGGAAUUUGAAAUUGUUCCAAGACUCGCCUUUUACUAAAAAGUUAGUGUAUAGCUGAUUCACAACAGACAUCAAAAAAGGGUCCUGACACGAUAGUGCCUGGAUCGUGGAGAGCGCAGACAGGCCACGCCCACGAGCUAGAAUCGGCUAAAUCUUUACGAUCAAUGACGACUGCACUGUUCGAAAAAUCGGAACACUGUCGGCUAGAGAAAAGAGAGAGCAGAGAGGUCCGACGCUUGUAAGUCGUGAUGAAUGAAUAGAACAGGUCCAAGACAUAGUCCAGGCUUUCAUACUCAAAAACAGUUUGACCUUUCUGUCGGCUAGAGAAAAGAGUGCGCAGAUAAGCUAGAGUGUUAUAGCUAAUUCACGGCUAGCUUGGGAGGCUAAGGGGGCGUGUCCUGUCUGUGCUCUCCACGAGCCAGGCACUAUCUCGUGCAUUAUCGUGUCAGGACCAUUUUUUCGAUGGCUCAAGUCAGCCGUGAGUCAGCUAUAGGAGUUUUCCGAUCCUUAAACGUUUUUUUUAAAUCGAAAAAUCCUUGUAGACCCCUCAUUCUACGUCUACGACGUCUUCGGGACUCAGACCAUCGACCGAAGCUCCGAUCAAAACUCGACAAUAGUCAUGCUUCCACGGAUGACCCUCGUCGACUUUGGUUUCAAGGACUACGCGGCCACUCUCACCAACUUCAACAUGAGAGCCGUUGAGCUAUCCUUUUGAAAAUUAAUAAAUAAAUCUCCCAGGGUUCUGCGAUUCAAAUCUAUCGCGACUAUCCUUCGGCCAACUUGAGUGCGAACCUUGGAAAUAAAGUUUUCGCCAAUCCGAUGGACCAUGUCGACUUGGGAACAAUGUGAGUGAUCAACAAGUCUUUUGAAGAAAAGUAGAAAAAAAAAUAUUCCCAGGUUUCCAAAGCGAGCCUCAACUGGUUUUUUUAGCCUGGGCUAUCAUUGUGCUAAAUUUAUCACGAUUGUCGAUGGUCGCAUUUGGAAUGGCUCACAGAGCGCUAAAGUUGAUUUAAAGCUCAACCCUUUGCUCAAAUGAUUUUUAUAAGGCGUUUGAAGCCGGUAUUACAAUUUUCAUUCCUAGUGCGGCUAGACUUCAAGUGUACAUAACUCGACAAUGGAAUCUACACGUUUUUGCAAAACUUAGAGGGAAAACCUGCCUAUCAUAUAAAGUCUUACUGAUUCGACGCUCAGGUAAAAGUUGGGAAGCUUGUGCUUUCGUUUCCUCGAUAGACGUUUGGAGGCUUUCCAGCAAGUGGUCAAACGCCUUCCACAUACCUUCCCAACACCUUCUACUUGAAAAAAGCCUUCCGGAAGACUUUGAGAAGCUUUCCAGCAGGCUUCUGGAAGGCUGCUGAUAGGCAUUCUCCAUUUUUAUCUACCACAUACCUUCCCAUCACCUUCUACUAGCAUUCCAGCAGGCUUCUGGCUGACAAUUUCCAUGUUUACCUUCCAACUACCUCCCGUACACCUUCCAAAGACCUUCCCAGGAUUCACCUGAGCGUUUACCUCUUUAUUAUCAUAUUAUCAUAACACUCGAAGUUUUUGUACUUCUACCUGCUUCAAAAUGGAAGCUUAAGACCGCGACACUCAUAAUACAGUCACCAAGUGAUGAAUGAACUAUAGUUCAUUGACAGCAUUAUGCCUCAAAAUGCCACUUUUCAGGUUCUUCUACAACGUUGACCCAUUGCAAAUCUCCUAUCCAGCGUUUCACAUCGUUGCCAGCGGCGGAAUCUAUUUCCAAGCUCAUAAUUCCUUCAGUAAGAUCCCUACUCUCGGAAUCUUUGAAAAACGUAUACUUCAGCUUCAUCUACUUUACCGAAAAAUGCAACAUCCACGACGGUUACUGGACUGAUAAUGAACCGCAUUUUCACGGCCAAUUCUACAAUUUACUAUCAACCGGACCACCGUUACAAUGGGUAUACUGGUUACAAGGUUUGUAGAUUUGGCCCGCGGCUACAGUAACAACGCGUCGCGGCCGCGGAGCGGUUUAUGGUGGAAAAAUAACUUCAAACAAAAGUCGUUUUAAUGUUUUCAAAUUUUUUACGGAACUCCUGCUGAUAAGAACCAUUGAACUAGCAAAUAACUAUUAAAAAUUCCAAAGUUGAUAAGGAUAGAGAUGAUGAUGAUGACGAUAUUGAUAAUUUUAUCAAAAAUAUGUUUGUCCUCGAUGUUUAUUGAGUUUUGAUAAGGCUUAUAGGAUGAUUUUAUGAAUCAUAUCUUUUUGAUCGAAUAUUUUUAGGUGAAAGAAUCUGACCGAAUAGCUUAGAAAAAUUAGACAGAACUUAAGAGGCCAAUUUUCGAACUCUAUAAAAAUUCUCUAGCGUUCUUCGCAUACAAAACAUAGCCUAGUGGCUAAAAUUUUAGCCUAUCAAUCUUGAGUCCAAGGUUCCGCUCCCGGAGCCCUUUUGCCGUUUCUAUAAGUACAAAAAGUUCAUACUUUGAUGAAAAUUUUGAUUUUUUGUACUUUUGAUUCAAUAUUCCCCACCAAAAACAGCUUCACGAUCUCAAAAAAAUCACUAAGAACACAAAAUUCAGUCGACCUUGAGAAACGUCUUGGCUCCCGUCGUAGUUCAACUGAACGAGUUCGGAUCUUACGUUUGGAAUGAGAAGUUUGUUUAUCUAGAUUCAAAUUAUUUGAAAAAUUUUUCAGCUUCACCUCAGACUCAUCCUAUGAAGGGUUCGACACUCAGACACUUGCUGAUGCUAUGUAUGUGUGGCCAAUGAACAUGAACUCGGGCUUCUAUUCUUUCCAGUACUACCAAAUCCGUUAGUUUUACUUGAUUUAGGUUACAAAGGGCAGGAAAAACCUGCUCAGGAAGAAAAAGCCGAAAAUAAUGGCGAUCCGAUUUUUCAUCGUAUCCUCCACAUUUUUGUUCAGAAACGACCCCGAAAGUGAUGACAACGAUGCAUGUCGUCACUGCCAACGACGGUUCAACUACAGUCCCAACCAAGGCCAUGCCCAACUCCACAAUUUCCGCGAUUCCAACGGUCAAACCAACUCAAACACCCCUCCCUACUACCCCCCAAGUGAUCCCUACAACGACAAAGUUGACAAGUUUUCCUUCGAUUUUCCUCGCCUCCAUUGUAGUUCUGAUGGCGACUAACCUUUCAUAG